Rhincodon typus (whale shark) is the source of this 2325-nucleotide messenger RNA. RefSeq names its product protein-lysine 6-oxidase-like. Gene Ontology annotation, molecular function: copper ion binding; protein-lysine 6-oxidase activity. The record is from RefSeq and is a predicted model, not a curated record. NCBI's taxonomy places the organism in Eukaryota, Metazoa, Chordata, Chondrichthyes, Orectolobiformes, Rhincodontidae. The coding region runs from base 137 to 1288 and encodes 383 amino acids. The transcript is spliced from 7 exons. Gene Ontology annotation, biological process: peptidyl-lysine oxidation.
AGCUCAUCAGCCCUAAGCAAACUUAAGGCAAGAUGCACAAAGUGUAAUUGAAGCUGUGUCAAAACUUUUCUCCAUUCCGUAGGGAGCUCGAACUAAGAGAUCAGAGUGACUGUAGAUACUUUCUAUCAGUGAAACAAUGAGAGAAUUCCUGACAAUUAGUUUGUGUUUCCUUUCGGUUUGUGGGACAUGCGGCCAGGAGGAGCCGAAUGGCAUGUGGAGACAGAUGAUUCGGUGGGCGAACAACGGGCAGGUGUACAGUCUAUUAAACAGCGGUGCAGCUUACCGGCCCCUGGGCCAACGGAGCGGAGCGCAGUCGCCUCCCCAAAGCAUCUACCUGAGCACAGGCACCGCCAGGGAGAGCAGCCCCAGCUGGGAACAGAGCCGGCUCUCCCGGGGACCCGGCAGGGCACUCACUACCCGCCAGCUAAAUCCCAGAGCCCGGUCUCACAGCGAGGGGCGGCAGCCCCGGGACAUGGAGCCCCUGUCCCUCCGCCAGGAGCAGCGAGGGGCCGCCGGCCUUUCGGCUGAAAUGCAAGGGGACGAUCCGCGGAGUCACUUCAAGAACGGCAAUAGCGUGUUUUACAACGUCUACAGCUCAACCCCCAGGCAAUCCCGAGCCAUGGUCCGCCGCAGGAUUGGUCUGGGGACCAACUACUUCCAAAACGGGCUUCCUGACCUGGUUCCUGAUCCAUAUUACAUUCAAGCUUCCAUGUAUAUCCAAAGGAUGCAUAUGUAUGCAUUGAGGUGUGCAGCUGAGGAGAACUGCCUCUCAAGGUCUGCCUAUAGUCCCAGAACAAGUGACCUCAGUAUUAGGGUGCUUCUACGGUUUCCUCAAAGAGUCAAAAAUCAAGGGACUGCUGACUUCCUCCCAAAUAGGCCACGCCAUACCUGGGAAUGGCACAGUUGUCAUCAGCACUAUCACAGUAUGGAUCAGUUUAGCCAUUACGAUCUGUUACAGGCCACCACGCAGAGGAAAGUAGCUGAAGGACACAAAGCUAGCUUUUGUCUAGAAGACACUAUGUGUGACCCUGGCAUCCGAAGAAGAUAUGCGUGCACAGCACAUACUCAGGGAUUAGGUCCUGGUUGUUAUGAUACAUACAAUGCAGAUAUUGACUGCCAAUGGAUUGAUAUAACAGACGUCGCUCCCGGCAACUAUGUACUGAAGGUUUCAGUGAAUCCGGGAUUCCUGGUUCCAGAAUCAGUAAUGACGAACAAUGUGGUCAGGUGUGAUAUUCUUUACACUGGGAGUUAUGUGUCAGCUAGGAACUGCAGAAUUACAAGAUACUAAGGAUGACACUUUGAUGUCAAAUGGUGAAUUGCUGGACUCCAAAGUUGGUUAGAAGUGUGUAUAUUCUCAGAAUUUUUACUUGUUCAGUUUUGUGAUUGCAUUUAACAGCUUUGUGGAGAAAGUCUGUGAUUUUAGUUUUGCUUUAGGCCUACAAUAUCGUGUUACCAAUUUAGAAUAACUGUUGCAUGUCAGCAGGGAACUUUGUGACAAUUCUAAUACAAUUUUGCAACCACCAUAAUAUUCCAAGUCCUGUUUUUUCCCUUCCUUUCCUUUCCUUCCCAAUAUCGUUCUCCUGAAGCAAGAGGGUGUUACAGUCAGACAAGACCUGAAUCAAGCACAUCUUGCUGAGUAUGGGAAAUAUAACUUUGCUGGGAAUAUCAAUUACAUAUAUAUUUCUACCAUUUUGUAACAUAGUUCCUUGGGAAUCUAAAAUCUUAUAUACUGUAGGAUGAUGAUGGAGGGAAGUUCAAGAUUACUUUUAAGGAGAUAGAUUAAUAUACUUAAGACCUGAUAAAAUUCUCAGGGCACUGCAACAUGGUUACAGCACAGGUGGAGUUGAUUCAGCCAAUAUCUGAUCAGUUCUCUGCAAGAGCAACUUAUCUCGUCCCACUCUCCUGUCUUUUUUCCCUGUAACCCUGCAAAUCUACAGAUACACUGUUUUCUUAUGACGGUAUUGAUUGAAUCUGUUUCUACACUCAGGCAUUGCAUUCCAGUUUCUAAUGACUCACUACAUAAAAAGCUGCUUCUCUUAUCAAAUGAGGCUUUUUCCUCCUAGUCACCUUAAACUGAUCUCCUUUGGUCUGCGGUAACAAGGUGUAGAGCUGGAUGAAUACAACAGGCCAAGCAGCAUCAGAGGAGCAGGAAAGCUGAUGUUUCGGGUCGAGACCCUUCUUCAGAAAAUCCUUUGGUCUGCAAUCCUUUUGCCAACGGGGACAGUUUCUCUCUUUCUUCUCUGUCUAGACGCCACAUGAUUUUAAACACUUACAACAAAUCUCCUCUUAACUGUUUCUUCAAGAAGAACAGCUUCAAUUUCCCAA